Molecule: messenger RNA, 1638 nt
Organism: Rosa chinensis
Lineage: Eukaryota; Viridiplantae; Streptophyta; Magnoliopsida; Rosales; Rosaceae
Product: S-adenosylmethionine synthase 4
Exons: 2
Coding region: 16-1341 (441 amino acids)
Biological process (GO): S-adenosylmethionine biosynthetic process
Cellular component (GO): cytosol
Molecular function (GO): methionine adenosyltransferase activity; ATP binding
Source: RefSeq, a predicted model, not a curated record
AGGCAGCAGUGCCAGAUGUCAGGCGCACAGAGAGUCAGACGCAACUCCCGCUUCUCGCUCCGUCUAUUCUCAACAUCUUUAUAUAAACACACGCAACUCGCGCUCCCCUCUCUUCUUUCAUUUCCUUCAACCCUCUCAUCAUUCCUCCUUCACACACAUCAACAAGAAAUGGAGACCUUCCUCUUUACAUCCGAAUCUGUCAAUGAGGGUCACCCCGACAAGCUCUGCGAUCAAGUCUCGGAUGCUAUUCUCGAUGCCUGCUUGGAACAGGACCCAGAGAGCAAAGUGGCAUGCGAGACGUGUACAAAAACCAAUAUGGUCAUGGUGUUUGGUGAAAUCACAACCAAGGCUAAGGUAGACUACGAGAAGAUUGUUCGAGACACAUGCAGAGGAAUUGGGUUUGUAUCAGCAGAUGUAGGCCUUGAUGCUGACAAGUGCAAGGUCCUUGUCAACAUUGAGGAACAAAGCCCCGAAAUUGCGCAAGGGGUUCACGGCCAUUUCACCAAGAAGCCUGAGGAAAUCGGAGCCGGUGACCAAGGCCACAUGUUUGGUUAUGCCACAGAUGAAACACCUGAGCUCAUGCCUUUAACUCAUGUCCUUUCUACUAAGCUUGGUGCCAAGCUCACUGAGGUCAGGAAGAACAAAACCGUCCCGUGGUUGAGGCCUGAUGGUAAGACCCAAGUGACUGUUGAGUACAGAAAUGAUAACGGAGCCAUGGUCCCUCUUCGGGUGCACACUAUCCUUAUCUCAACCCAACAUGAUGAGACUGUCACAAAUGAGCAGAUUGCUGCUGAUUUGAAGGAACAUGUGAUCAAACCUGUUGUCCCAGCCCAGUACAUUGAUGACAAAACCAUUUAUCACCUCAACCCUUCGGGACGUUUUGUCAUCGGAGGACCCCAUGGAGAUGCUGGCCUUACUGGUCGAAAGAUCAUUAUAGAUACCUAUGGUGGUUGGGGUGCACAUGGUGGUGGUGCUUUCUCGGGUAAGGAUCCUACCAAGGUGGACCGAAGUGGAGCAUACAUUGUAAGGCAGGCAGCAAAGAGUGUGGUGGCGUCUGGCCUUGCUCGCCGAUGCAUUGUUCAGGUUUCGUACGCAAUCGGUGUCCCUGAUCCACUAUCAGUGUUUGUGGAUACCUACAAAACAGGCAAAAUCCCAGACAAGGACAUACUGGCUCUUAUUAAGGAAAAUUUUGACUUCAGGCCAGGAAUGAUUGCACUCAACCUUGAUAUGAAAAGGGGAGGCAACUUCAGGUAUCUGAAGACUGCAGCUUAUGGACACUUUGGCCGCGAUGACCCAGAUUUCACUUGGGAAACCGUAAAGCACCUCAAGCCAAAUGCUUAAAACAGGGAGCUACUUUUGGCAGCCGGUUAUUAUCGUAGCCAUUAUUAAGUUUUGUUAGAGAAGAAUAAAGACGCUUCAUAGCAUACAUCUGAUCUACAUAUUAUCGCUCAAGUUAGAGUUGGACCUACGAGAUGUGUGCUCCAAAGUUGAGGUAAUAGCAAACUAGGAACCCUGUAUUACUUGUUCCAUCGUGUUUUUUCGCUUUGUCAAUUUUUGUACUUGCAUCCUUUCGCAUCACUCAGCCUCUUGAUUGUUGAGGAUUCUGGAAUGUGAUUGAUAGAUCAAUUUUCAAAUUUA